Molecule: messenger RNA, 2267 nt
Organism: Chelmon rostratus (copperband butterflyfish)
Lineage: Eukaryota; Metazoa; Chordata; Actinopteri; Chaetodontiformes; Chaetodontidae
Gene: paf1
Product: PAF1 homolog, Paf1/RNA polymerase II complex component
Exons: 14
Coding region: 192-1799 (535 amino acids)
Biological process (GO): transcription elongation by RNA polymerase II
Cellular component (GO): Cdc73/Paf1 complex
Molecular function (GO): chromatin binding; RNA polymerase II complex binding
Source: RefSeq, a predicted model, not a curated record
CGCUACCGGGUCAUUAAAUUAUCUUGUCGGGGUAAAUAAAAAUGCAGUACACAUUUUGAUUGAAGUCAGGCUUAAUAUUUCUAUGUAGUUUUAAUUGGUGCAAGAGGUUUGUUUGCCAUCAGGCUUAUUUGUGUUUAUUAUCUGUGCAAACAAAGAACUUUGCUUUGGGUUGUAAGCAGUUUGUCAUAAACAUGGCUCCAACGAUUCAGACACAAGCUCAGCGGGAAGACGGCCAUAGUAGGCCGUCCUCACACAGAACUGUUCCAGAGAGGUCAGGUGUAGUCUGUCGAGUGAAGUAUUGCAACAGCCUGCCUGACAUCCCCUUUGACCCCAAAUUCAUCACAUAUCCAUUUGAUCAGCACAGGUUUGUACAAUAUAAAGCCACUUCUCUCGAGAAGCAGCACAAGCAUGAGCUCCUGACUGAGCCAGACCUCGGGGUCACCAUUGAUCUCAUCAACCCAGACACCUACCGCAUAGACCCCAGUAUCCUGUUGGACCCAGCUGAUGAAAAACUGCUGGAAGAGGACAUCCAGGCUCCAUCCAGUUCAAAGAGGUCACAGCAGCAUGCAAAAGUGGUCCCGUGGAUGAGAAAGACAGAAUAUAUUUCCACAGAGUUUAACAGAUAUGGCGUUUCCAAUGAGAAAGUGGAAGUCAAGAUUGGUGUAUCUGUCAAACAGCAAUUUACAGAAGAAGAAAUCUACAAGGACAGAGACAGCCAGAUUUCUGCUAUUGAGAAGACAUUUGAGGAUGCACAGAAGUCGAUUACGCAGCACUACAGUAAACCCAGAGUUACUCCUGUGGAGGUGCUACCUGUGUUCCCCGACUUCAAGAUGUGGAUCAACCCAUGCGCUCAGGUCAUCUUUGACUCUGAUCCUGCACCUAAAGACAUAUCAGGACCAGCGGGAGUGGAAAUGAUGUCUCAGGCCAUGAUCAGAGGUAUGAUGGAUGAGGAAGGAAAUCAGUUUGUGGCCUACUUCCUGCCCAAUGAGGAAACACUUCGCAAACGCAAGAGAGACUGCGAUGAGGGGAUGGAUUAUAUGCCUGAGGAUCUGUAUGAUUACAAGAUUGCCAGAGAGUACAACUGGAAUGUCAAGAACAAAGCCAGCAAGGGUUAUGAGGAGAACUACUUCUUCAUCUUCAGAGAUGGAGAUGGUGUUUACUACAACGAGCUUGAGACGAGGGUGCGUCUGAGCAAGAGGAGAGCCAAGGCUGGAGCACAGUCGACCACAAACGCUGUGCUGGUGUGUAAGCACAGAGACAUGAACGAGAAGGAGCUCGAAGCCCAGGAAGCGCGUAAGGCUCAGCUGGAGAACCAUGAGCCAGAAGAUGAAGAGGAAGACAUGGACAUGGAUAAGGACAUACAGGACUCUGGUGAUGAUAAAGAGAAGGGCAGCGGCAGUGAGGCAGAGAACUCUGGUAGCGAAUCUGAGCGGGAAGAUGACGACCGCGAACAAAGGGGAGAAGACGACGAUGAGGAUGAGGAAAGAGGGAAGCGGAGGAGGAAGGCAAGCGGCAGCGGAAGUGAGAGCGGCGAGGAGAGGACCAGAGAAAUGCGAGAUGAGGAAGAGAUCUUCGGCAGCGACGACGACAGCGACGACAACGAGCCCAAGAACUCAGGCAGGAGCAGCGGGGAGGACGGCAGUGGGAGCGAGGAUGAAGGAGGGCACAGAGGAGGCAGCAGGAGUCGCAGUGCCUCUCCAGCACACAGCGACCGCAGCAGUGAGCACUCAGAGAGAGCUCAGAGUGGAAGUGGAAGUGAGAGGGGCUCAGAUUCCAGUGAUGCCAGUGACAGUGAAUAAGAUGUGUGGUCCAUACUGCAAGGUGAUGGCCAUCUAUCCUAUCUGUAUGUUCAGCUACCCUUUCAGUGACCCCGAUCUUAGCUCAGUCUGGGGCUGUAGUGUCUUGAUGAUUGCAAGUCUCAAAAGAAAUUUUGUGUGAGAGAUGCUGGAUUUGGACCGGGGACAUCUCUCUUCUGUUCAGUUUUUAUUUUUUGGAUAUUUAACUUGUACACCAGUAGCUAUUUGUAUACCAUACGUCUGUUCUUGUCUGUCAGAUAUUCAGCACAGGAUCAUGUAAAAAUGUCUUUAUUCUCUCAGCUUUCGACAUGUCAUUGUGUUACGGCUUCAAACGAUAAUUAAAUGCAGGUAACAUUUUGUAAGAAACUGAGUGGUCAACGGUUGUUUUGUUUUUUUUUUUUUCCCUAUUUAAGGGAUUUAGUUAACUUUUAAGUAAUCCCAUACAUGUAACAUCUUAUUUUUAGAAGGUGG